CAAAUACGGUCGAAUCAUAAUUUUGUUAAUUGAAUAACUGAGAGUCAGAUACAUAUUCGUAGUUGCUUAUUGAUAAUUUGAUGUUGAAAUUUUUAGAUGGAUGUAUCAAAUCCUGAACGUGGACAUGUUAUUGAGAUUAGUAGAGAUAUGCCAGUCCUGGAGAAGGGGUCUGGUGGGAGUAAAAUUUGUGGGGGAGCACCAUGUGGAUUCUCAGAUGCCAAGUCCAGUUCUAAGGAUGCAAAAGAACGUUCAACAUCCAUGAGGAAACUUCUUAUCGCAGUUGUACUCUGCAUCCUGUUUAUGAGUGUAGAAGUUGCUGGAGGUAUUAAAGCCAACAGUCUUGCAAUUUUGACUGAUGCUGCCCAUUUGUUAUCAGAUGUUGCAGCUUUUGCGAUCUCUUUGUUCUCCCUGUGGGCAUCAGGAUGGGAAGCUACUCCACGUCAAUCUUAUGGUUUUUUCAGGAUUGAGAUACUCGGGGCAUUGGUUUCCAUCCAGAUGAUAUGGCUUCUUGCUGGAAUCCUCGUUUAUGAAGCCAUUGCUAGACUGAUCAACGGUACAGGUGAAGUUCAGGGCUUUCUUAUGUUUUUGGUUUCUGCUUUUGGUUUGGUGGUUAAUGUGGUCAUGGCUCUCUUGCUGGGCCACGAUCAUGGUCAUGGCCAUGGCCAUGGUCACGAUCAUGGACAUGAUGGGCAUGAGCAUGGCCAAGAUGGUCAUGAUCAUAGCCAUGAAGAUGAUGAUGAUGUAAUGCACAGCCAAGAUGUAACCAUCACUACGCAUCAUCACCAUCAUGUGGGACACUCUAAACAUGAAGGGCACCACGAUGCAGAUAUCAUUGAUCCACUUCUAGGUGGAAGUCUUCCUAAAGGUGGAGUUAAACAGAAGAAGCAUAGGAAUAUAAAUAUCCAGGGGGCUUAUCUUCAUGUCUUAGGGGAUUCCAUUCAAAGCAUCGGGGUGAUGAUUGGUGGGGCUAUUAUAUGGUAUAAACCUGAUUGGAAGAUCAUUGAUUUGAUAUGCACACUCAUCUUUUCUGUUAUUGUGCUUGGCACAACUAUCAAGAUGCUACGGAAUAUUUUGGAGGUUCUGAUGGAGAGCACACCUCGAGAGAUUGAUGCAACAAGGCUGGAGAAGGGUCUCUGUGAGAUGGACGAUGUAAUUGCAAUUCACGAAUUGCAUAUAUGGGCAAUUACUGUAGGAAAAGUAUUAUUAGCUUGCCAUGUCAAAAUUAAACCCGAGGCUGAUGCUGACUUGGUGCUGGACAAGGUCAUUGAGUAUAUCAGGACUGAAUACAACAUAAGUCACAUAACUAUUCAGAUAGAAAGAGAGUAGCUUCAUCGGACUGGUUCCUGUAACCUAGUUUUAAGAGUUCUACGUAAGCAGUGGAUGUCAAAAUCUUCUCUCUUGACCAGUUGAUUUCACAUAGUUAUUGCAGUAGACAAGUGAUUCUAGACACCGCUCAUAACCAUGGAGGUGACAAUAGGGUGGGGUUAAUGCUGUUGAUGUUGAUUCUUCAGCGGAAGGAACCAUCAUGUCCAAGAUUGUUUAAGAAUAACUUAUCUGCACCAUCGGUGAGUGUGAACUUUAAUUGUGUUUGUAUUUUGUGAAGUCUGGUUAUUUUAGGAAGAUUAUGGUAACGUGAUAUUAUUUACAAUUCUUGAUAAUACUUGGUUUUGCUGAAAGUUGCUUAUCUCUGGCUAAAUGCUUUUUUAAUUUUUAUGUUCUGAAUCUAGCAAGAUGAAUUUCCAAGUUCUUUGUACUAUUUGAAUCUCUGGAAAAAAUGAUUUCUAUUAUUUUUCCUCC
Messenger RNA from Ilex paraguariensis (yerba mate), 1797 nucleotides. The record is from the annotation of a GenBank genome assembly. NCBI's taxonomy places the organism in Eukaryota, Viridiplantae, Streptophyta, Magnoliopsida, Aquifoliales, Aquifoliaceae.